This is a messenger RNA of Oryza sativa Japonica Group (Japanese rice), 2714 nucleotides long. NCBI's taxonomy places the organism in Eukaryota, Viridiplantae, Streptophyta, Magnoliopsida, Poales, Poaceae. The record is from RefSeq and is a predicted model, not a curated record.
UUCAUUCUUAAUUCUUGUGUAGAGAUAAUUUCUUGCAUGAGAAAUAAUUUCUUUAUCUUUUUACCUCUCUCACCAUUAACUCUUGCUACAUUAGACUUUUGCUUAUGUUACAAUGUAUUUAAUGAUAUGGAAACUAGAUGACAUGUUUAGGGGAGUUUAAGAUUCUGAGAUGCAGCUGGUUGGUAGCCGCUUUCUAAGAACCAGAAUCUACAAAAAUUAGGUUUCCUAGGUUUUUAUUCUGGGAAAAGCUGCAGCAGCUAGAAGCUCCUCCAAACAGGCCUUUAAGGUGAAAGGUAAAUGACCACAGUGCUGACCUGUAGGAAUCUGCCACGUGGCAGGCUGGCAGCUAGGGGCGUGGAAAAUUACGGUUGUGCCACUUAUCCCCCUGAGAAAUAGAGAGAAUCUCCUCUUAUCUCUUCGCGCUUUCCCUCGCGACGCGAACUCCCCUCCGCGCGCGCGUGGGGCACCCCUCACCUCACUCUCACUCACCCUCUUCUUCCUCCUCACGCCUCACACCGCUCAGUGACCUCGCAAACCAGCCAAUGGCGCCGCCGCCGCCACCGCGGACGCUGUCGCCGUCGUCUUCGUCGCCGUCCCUGCGCUCCUCCGGCCGCCGCCCGCUCCCGUCGGCGAGACUCGUGGGAAGAUGGGUGCAGCGGCCGUCGUGCUCGCUGUCGAUGAAUGGGUGCGGCGCGGCGGUGGCGGGGGCGGGGGCGGUGGCGGUGCGGGAGACGCGGGCGUUGCCGGCGGCGGGCGCGGCGGGGGACGCCGUGGGGCAGCUCAGGGAGGCGGUGGCGGCGCUGGAGGCCGCCGACCCGCCGGCGUCGCCCUCCGGCAUCAUCCGCAUCGAGGUGCCCGUCCGGCAGCGAGGGGACGCCGUGGAGUGGCUGCACGCGCAGGGCGACCUGCGCGCGCGCUGCUUCUUCUCCGCGCGUGCCGCCGCUCCCUUGCCCGAGUGCCCGGCCCUCGCCAUCGCCUCCGCCGGCAACGGCAACGGCAACGGAGCAGGCGGCGUCGGAGGGGAGCAGCGGCAGCGGCCGGUGAGCGUCGCCGGCGUCGGGUCCGCCGUGUUCUUCCGCGGGACCGAGCCGUUCUCCCUCCGCGACUGGCGCGCCAUCAAGAGAUUUCUUCCAAGGGAUUGCCCACUGAUUCGUGCUUAUGGUGCUAUCCGCUUCGAUGCCACGAGCGAUCAUUCAGUUGAAUGGGAGGAAUUUGGAUCAUUUUACUUCAUUGUUCCUCAAGUUGAGUACAAUGAGCUUGAAGAGAGCUCGGUUCUCGCAACGACGAUUGCAUGGGAUGAUUCACUUUCUUGGACAUGGCAAAAUGCUGUGAAGGAGCUCCAAUCAACUUUGCAGAAGGUAUGCAUUUCUCUUUCUUCCAAUUCUGUCAGUCAUGUGGAACUGUGGAAGAUAGUAACCUUGUUGUGCUUUCUGCAGAUAUCAUCCAGUCCAAUUAAAGUGAACAAUUCCACCCUGCAAACAACCAUACUAAAUCUUAAUCAUGUCCCCACAAAGGCAUCCUGGGAUCUUGCCGUUACUAAAGCUCUCCAGAUGAUUAAAGGGAAGCAAAGAGAAUUAGUAAAGGUCGUACUGGCAAGGUGUAGCAGAUAUAUUACUGAUACUUGCAUUGACCCUGUUGAACUGUUGGCAUGUUUAAAGGUUGAGGGCCAAAAUGCUUAUCAGUUCUGUAUACAGCCACCUGAUGCUCCUGCAUUUGUUGGAAAUAGUCCAGAGCAAUUAUUUCAUCGGAAAUACUUAAACAUUUCCAGCGAGGCUUUAGCUGGUACACGAGCAAGGGGGAAAACAAGGGCUGAUGACUUUCAAAUUGGUCAAGAUUUGCUACUAAGUAGCAAAGAGGAUAAUGAAUUUACUAUAGUACGGGACAGCAUAAAGAAGAAGCUGGAGAUGAUCUGCGAUGAUGUGGUUGUCCAUCCCAGCAAGGCCCUUCGGAAACUUCCAAGAGUACAACACCUGUCAGCUCAGUUAGCUGCAAGAAUGAGGAAUGAAGACGAUGAGUUUGACAUCCUAAAUACUCUUCAUCCGAGCCCAGCCGUUUGUGGUCUGCCCACUGAAGAGGCACGCCAAUUCAUACAAGAUUAUGAAAUUUUUGACCGUGGAAUGUAUGCUGGACCUGUUGGUUGGUUUGGAGGAGCUGAAAGUGAGUUCGCUGUUGGGAUUAGAUCAGCACUACUAGGAAAAGGUCAUAGCACUUUAGUUUAUGCUGGUGCCGGAAUUGUUGAAGGUACAAAUCCAUCCUUUGAAUGGGAUGAGCUUGACCUCAAAGCAUCUCAGUUUGCAAAGUUACUGCAGUAUCAAGAACAACAUAUUUGCUUGCAAGAGGCUGAAAAUAUGGGAACAGUGAUUUGAAUUGUAACUAGGAGUUUUUGUUUUGUUGUGAAGAAGAUUUGCUUUUUUUUUUCCUGCCAUGAACUUCAAAGGAUUGUCUUGUUCAAGUGCUUGCAUACCAAUUAUGUUUCCGAUCAAUCAAACACCUCCUACAUACGCAGCCGCUGAAGCAUAAAUCCAAGAAGGCGACGAAGAUAAAAGUUGCGAAGAGUACAAAGGCUAUAUGUACAAUAAAUUGUUAAUUAUUCAGUUAGUGCAGUUGUGCAAGUAUAUAUUGAACCUCAUAGUUUGUUAGCUUCUUUCGAAUCGCUUAUACAUUUGAUUCUUAAAAUAAAUAAAUAUAUAUAAACACACCAUUUUAUGAGCAUA